AUGAGCUCAGGGGGAGCCCGGGAAAGGCGGCUGCCUGGAGGGCGAUGCGGGGAGGAGAAAACGGGCGGAGACCCCGAGACGGUCCUGGAGGGCGGAGGCUCCUUCGGAAGACCCAGAAAUCCCCGAAGGAUCCAGGAGGGAGGAAAGGAACAUCAGUGCCCCGAAUGUGGAAAAGCCUUCAGAUAUAAGGGAGAUCUUCAAAGGCAUCUAAGGAUCCACUCAGGAGAGAAGAAAUACGGAUGCCCAGAAUGUGAAAAGUCCUUCAAAGGCUAUGGAUAUCUUGAAAACCAUCUAAGGAGCCACUCAAGAAAGAAUCCAUUUAAAUGCCAGGAGUGUGGAAAGACAUUCAACUAUAAAAGCAACUUUGAUAGACAUGAAAGAAUCCACUCAGGAGAGAAAAGGAAUAUAUGCCUGGAGUGUGGAAAGAUAUUCAGUGAUUUGGGAAACUUUUAUAAACAUCAAAGGAUCCACUGGAAAGAGAAGCCGAAAAAAUGCGUGGAGGACGGAGGCUCCUUCGGAAGACCCUCGAGUCCCCAAAGGAUCCAGGAGGAGGGAGAGAAAUGUCAACAUCAGAGAAUCCACACUGGAGAAAAACCUUAUAAAUACCUGGAGUGUGGAAAGAGCGCCAGCCAUAGGGGCAUCCUCUAUAAACAUCAAAGGAUCAAUUUACAAAAACAGUAUAAAUGCGGGGAAUGUGAAAAAUCCUUCAAAAAUAAUGAUCAUCUUCAAAGACGUGUAAGCAUCCACACUGGAGAAAAACCAUACAAACGCUUGGAGUGUGCAAAGAGCUUCAAUCUGAGGGGAAACCUUUAUAAACAUCAAAGGAUCCAUUGCUGA
Messenger RNA from Ahaetulla prasina, 837 nucleotides. Its product is annotated as zinc finger protein 501-like. The transcript is spliced from 2 exons. Gene Ontology annotation, biological process: regulation of transcription by RNA polymerase II. The record is from RefSeq and is a predicted model, not a curated record. Lineage: Eukaryota; Metazoa; Chordata; Lepidosauria; Squamata; Colubridae. Bases 1 to 837 code for a protein of 278 amino acids. Gene Ontology annotation, molecular function: DNA-binding transcription factor activity, RNA polymerase II-specific; RNA polymerase II cis-regulatory region sequence-specific DNA binding.